This is a messenger RNA of Drosophila serrata, 1146 nucleotides long. It is a transcript of the gene Prosalpha4, whose product is annotated as proteasome alpha4 subunit. Gene Ontology annotation, cellular component: proteasome core complex; proteasome core complex, alpha-subunit complex. The record is from RefSeq and is a predicted model, not a curated record. Gene Ontology annotation, biological process: ubiquitin-dependent protein catabolic process. NCBI's taxonomy places the organism in Eukaryota, Metazoa, Arthropoda, Insecta, Diptera, Drosophilidae.
ACUGCGGCAUUCCCUCAAAAAAGCAUCAUCAUUGCCUGGCAUAGAAGCAAAAAUUCAACCAAAUAUCAGCUUUUACCUUGCUUGUUAAUUUAAACAAAAGAUGUCCUCACGCUACGAUCGUGCUGUUACCAUCUUCUCCCCCGAUGGCCACCUGCUGCAGGUGGAGUACGCUCAGGAAGCCGUCCGCAAGGGCUCAACAGCGGUCGGCGUUCGCGGUGCCAACUGCGUGGUGCUAGGUGUCGAGAAGAAGUCUGUGGCCAAGCUGCAGGAGGAUCGCACUGUGCGCAAGAUCUGCAUGCUGGACCACCACGUUGUGAUGGCCUUUGCCGGCUUGACGGCCGACGCUCGCAUCCUGAUCAAUCGUGCACAGGUUGAGUGCCAGAGUCACCGCUUGAAUGUCGAGGAUCCGGUGACCCUUGAGUACAUCACCAGAUAUAUCGCCCAGCUGAAACAGAAGUACACGCAGAGCAAUGGCCGUCGUCCUUUCGGCAUCUCCUGCCUAAUCGGCGGCUUCGAUUCGGAUGGCUCUCCACACCUGUUCCAGACUGAGCCAUCUGGCAUUUUCUACGAGUACAAGGCCAACGCCACUGGCCGCUCUGCCAAGACUGUGCGCGAGUUCUUCGAGAAGGCGUACCGUGAGGAGGAGGUGAGCUCUGAACGUGGAGCCGUCAAGCUGGCCAUACGCGCUCUCCUCGAAGUCGCCCAGUCGGGACAGAAUAACUUGGAGGUGGCCAUCAUGGAGAAUGGCAAGCCCCUCAAAAUGCUGGACAGCACAGUAAUUGCGGAUUAUGUGAAAAUAAUCGAGAAGGAGAAGGAGGAGGAACUCGAGAAGAAAAAGCAGAAGAAGUAACACAGCUUCGAUGGCAAACCGCGUUUUGAAGUGUUUUCCAAGUCGAGCACGUUGCAAAUUGUGUCCGCUCUGUUCGGCCAACUUCCUUCCUUCCGCCUGUGCACCGUUUAUAAACCUUGCCUCCUGACGCUAGAGUUUGGUAGACGGCUAAUGGCUUGGAAAACGCUUCAAAUUCAUGUUUCGGAAAUCCGAAAGUGCAUUUUCUUAAAUUUAUAAUUUUUUUAUUCUUCGGAAUGUUGUAAAAUGGUUCGAAACUAUUUGAUUUGUAUAAAAUACAUACAUAGUCAACCACCACA